CUCCGCACUCUGCCUUGACGGACACGGCCGAGGCUGCAGCACCGUGAUAAGGCCUCCAUUGGCUUGAUGGCGUUGGCGGCCAGCGCUUUGCUGCAGAUUGGACCCACUCCGCCCGGCUGCAGCGCCAACGUCCGGACCGUCCGGUGGCCCACCUCCCGCUCCAGCCGCUCCAGCACAGCCAAGUGUCCAGUGAAGUUUCCAGUGGAGUUUCCAGUGGAGUGUCCAGUGAAGUGUCCAGUGGAGUGUCCUGUGAAGUGUCCAGUGAAGUGUCAAGUGAAGUGUCCAGUGAAGUGUCCAGUGAGGUGCCGCUGAAGGCGUAAACCACCGUGUCCGCGCCCAACACGCUGGAGCCCAGGAUGCGCUUGCUGGCGGUACUGGUGUCGCUGGCGUCGCUGCAGAUGGCGGAGCAGCGAGUCCUCGACGAGGAGCCGUCGCCGUCCUCCACCAGGACGCCGACGAUCGUGGACCCCGUCCAGGGCCUCGACGUCCUCGGCGGUGAGCCGCAGCCCGGCGUCAUGGCCGCGUCCGCCGUGCCGCCGCCGUCCGCGCACUCAGUGGUGCUCAACGUCCGCGCCAGCGACGUGGAGGCCCUCACGCACUACCUGCGCGCGCACUACAGGAGAAUGUGGCUCCGGAAGUCCCCGCUGACUCACCUCGACGCCGAGCUGGGCCCGGGGCAGUGCGACCCGGACGAGUGCUACUCCAACUGCUACCUGCAGGGCUUCCAUGGCGGCAACUGCAAGGAGAACAAGUGCUUCUGCACGACGGCGCCGCCAGUGCCUCCCGUCAACCAGGAUGACCCAUCCACGACCUAGCCCCAAGUUUCUUUUUUUUUUUAAAUUAGGUUUAAGCGUCAUUAUUUAUUGUAUUUAUAAUUAGGAUAUUUUGUAAGUGGUAGGACCUACUAGUCAUAUGAAAGUGAGGUGUUAGUGUGUAGGUGUCGUCGAGAGUGAGUGCGUGAGUACGUGAGUGAGUGUUGGUGCGAGUGACAGAGUGGGAGCGAGAGAAAUGUAUAGAUCGACCUGCGAAUAAAGAACUCACUUCAGUCGCA
Thrips palmi is the source of this 1051-nucleotide messenger RNA. RefSeq lists its product as uncharacterized. NCBI's taxonomy places the organism in Eukaryota, Metazoa, Arthropoda, Insecta, Thysanoptera, Thripidae. The transcript has 2 exons. Bases 357 to 815 code for a protein of 152 amino acids. The record is from RefSeq and is a predicted model, not a curated record.